This is a messenger RNA of Marchantia polymorpha subsp. ruderalis, 2613 nucleotides long. The record is from the annotation of a GenBank genome assembly. NCBI's taxonomy places the organism in Eukaryota, Viridiplantae, Streptophyta, Marchantiopsida, Marchantiales, Marchantiaceae.
AAAAGAGAGCGACCUUGUUGGGUUACGAGCUAUCUCUCAUUCUGCUCGCAUUCGUACAAUUUCUCCUCUCCCCUCUUCCGCCUUGCGCCUUGAGUACUCCUCUCUCUCUCUGCAUUCUCAGAAGUAGAACAAGUACCCACCGUGAGCGCUCCUUUGCUUGUUUCUGAGCUUCAGCCAAGCGGGGCCCGAGUGAGUGAGUGAGUUAUUGCAGGGUGUGUGUGUAUCAGGGGAAUGUGGGCUUUGGUGACGCAGAGCAUCGGAAACUCUUGUUCGUCAAUCUGCUCUUGGUAGUUCAGUCUUAGUGCAUUGGAGGUGGAAGAUUUCAAGCUCUGAGAGCAAUUAGGACUCGCAGUCGGUGUAAUUUGGAAGUUCCGGGCUGCUAACGCUCUCUGCAUUGCCACCCGUACUCUGAUCGCCUGGUUAGAGAGAUCGUCUCGGUUCGUUUUGUGAAUUGGCCUUUGAGAGCUUGUAGGCGAGGAAUUUUCCGUCGCUAAAUCAGGUCCUGGGAACAAUGCGCAGCACUGCAUGCAAGCAGUUUGGUGACAUGGAUUGCUUUCCAACGCACUGAAAUUGGAGAAGAAAACCUCUCGCGCUCAUCCCGUCGUGCUGCCACAACACGCUUGAUUCACAUUCUGCUUCACAUUCUGCUCGAACACGUCUCUGGUGUUUACAACAAGUCAAACUGGCUAUCGAAUCUGCUCCCCUCCGCCAAACCACUAGUCAUUCGAAGACUAGGAGGACCUUGAAGAAUAUGAGUGCGCCAAUCGCCGAUACUCUCAGCCACGAGCACAGUGAAUUGCAUCCGGACUGGUUGAUUCCCUUGUUGAGCACUACAUUCUUCAAAUCAUGCCCCGCUCAUGGAGCUUCGGGCAAGAGCGAGUGCAACAUGUACUGUCUCGAUUGCAAGUCCGCGGCUCUUUGCUCCGUGUGCAUUCCCGAGCACAAGGAUCACUACGUCGUCCAGGUUCGCCGCUCCUCGUAUCAUGAUGUCAUAAGGCUCAAUGAGUUGGCGAAGGUGCUGGACGUCACCGGCGUGCAGACUUACAUAAUCAACAGCGCGAGAGUGGUCUUCCUCAACGAACGACCCCAGCCGAGGCCAUCCAAAGGCGUCACCAACCAAUGCGAGAACUGCGAACGAAGCCUACUCGAUUUAUUCCGUUUCUGCUCCCUCGGUUGCAAGCUCGCAGGCAUCAGACGAAACCACGACAUGACGUUCGUGCUACAGACGAGGCAAAGUGGCUCUGGCGCGGAGUUGGACGAUCUAUCUUCUUCGUCGAAGAAGGAGAAGUCGAAGAAGAUCAGCGGCGGCAGUACUCCGACGAGUCAACCGCAAGCGCCUCAGGUGACGGGCACGGAAGCUCAUCUCGAGCCCGAAAUGCACGAGGAAGCCAGCAGUCCGAAGAUGCGGUCGCUGCCGGCUGUGAGCCCGAGUCUCGUGCAAUCUCUCAACGUGGACAUGUCACCGCGGACUCCCCCACCCACCACCACGUUACGGACUGCCAAGAGGCGGAAAGGCAUACCUCACAGAGCGCCGACUGUAUGAGUAAUUUCACCUGGAUUGCUGCUGCCUACGAUGUCUGUACAGAGCAGCAGCAGCAGCAGCAGCAGCAGCAGUGGCCGGAGCUAGGGCCUUGUACAAUUAUUAGUUGAGCCUGAUUUGGAUGUUUCGGACGAGGAUUGGCAACAACCUACAUAUGAGCCUCGCGGAUCAAUCUGAGGCGGCGGUGGUAGUGUCAUCGCAAUCCAGUGUACAAACAAACAAUUCGUUAACUUUACGAUCACGUUGAUUCUCCAAGUGUACGCUAUACACAGGGAAACACAUGUUCUCGCUCUAGGGGGUCGGUGAAUGACAUCGAAUUGCAGAAAUAAUAGUCUCGGAGGUUGCGCUCGGGGAGCAUGUCGUCGUUUCCGGUGAAUGUACAUUGCCACGAUCUUGCAACUCAAACCAAGCGGCACCUCAAGAGUUGCUGCGUGGCCACCUGCUACCCCGAUCAUGUAAAUAAAAUCAAUACCGUUACGAGGACCGCAUCACAGGAUCCGGUCCUCAAGUACAUCGUCUUCAGUGGUUCUAGUCUCUUUUGCCCAAGGUUGGCCGGCAAACUGCUUUUGGAGUACCCCCAUUGUGCGUUGAUCUCGAGCAGUUGGCAUUGCGACCUCGGCAUUUACAGCGAUCUUCAGUAGAUCUGUAGUAGAUAGGCAUAGGCAUCCUUGUUUCUUCCGACUGUGAAGAACACGUCAUUGUGGUUGUGGCGGCCACAACAUCCUGGCAAGCUGCGACAUGUACAAGCCAGUCGUGCAGCCUUUAGAAUGCCCUGAUUGCCAUAGUCGCUCACGAGCUGCCAUUGUAUAAUUACAGUGGAAUUGAUGACAGUUAGAAAUAAGGUUGCUGUCUUGGUAAUCACCAUUAGGAGAAUCGUCACCUUAUGUGUCACCCUUAAUUUGCAUUCUAAUUUGCAUUCUAGGCCACAAUUUCUGCGCGUUUCUAGUGCAGACGGUAGUCUGGUGCAAUAAGCUGUAUAUUACACACGAGCUGUAGAGUCGGAAGUGUUAGUGGGAAUUUUCCUUGUACAGACGUUAAACCCGUGAUAAAGUGUUCACUGUGAAUUAUUAUUG